ACGAAAUGAUCCAGUCGACGAUGGACCUGAUCAACGGGGGCCUCGUGACGUCACUGUCGGGUCUGGAGUUCAUCUUCCUCUACCUGCUGCACAACCCAGACGUACAGCGCCGCGUGCAGGCAGAAAUCGAUGACGUCAUUGGAUCGGACCGCCAGCCGUCGUGGGACGACCGCUCAGCGCUACCGUACACGACCGCCACGAUAGUGGAGAGUCUGCGACUGGGCUGUGUGUCGCCGAGCACACUGCCGCAUGUAGCCACAGAGGACUCGACAAUCGAGGACUACCACGUGCCUAAAGGCACGCACGUGCUGGCCAGCCUGUUUUGUCUUCACAGACAGCCCGACGUGUUCGAGGACCCCGAAUCGUUCAGGCCAGAGCGACACGUCGACAUUGACGGCUCCUUGAAGAACUUUGAAAACAUGAUGCCAUUUGGUGUUGCUCCUCGCUUCUGUCUGGGUGAUGACUGGUUCCACGUGUUCGCUUUCCUCAUCGUCACGUCCGUCCUACAGCGCUACAGCCUCGGGCUUCCCGCGGGGAAAGAGUUGCCUCCCUUUACCACGAGAAUGCGCGUCGUCAGAAGACUGGUCCCGUUUACAGUUGUGUUGACGUCACGGUCAGCCACGUGAUACGUCUCAC
Molecule: messenger RNA, 636 nt
Organism: Gigantopelta aegis
Lineage: Eukaryota; Metazoa; Mollusca; Gastropoda; Neomphalida; Peltospiridae
Product: cytochrome P450 2U1-like
Exons: 2
Coding region: 6-626 (206 amino acids)
Molecular function (GO): oxidoreductase activity, acting on paired donors, with incorporation or reduction of molecular oxygen; heme binding; iron ion binding
Source: RefSeq, a predicted model, not a curated record